CGUGCCUCGCAAAUCUGUGUCUCAGCUCCCGGAUCAGCAAGCAACUUAAACAGUAUGCUUGUGAAGUCAUUCAGAUCGGCCCUGGUUGCCUGCCUGAUCACCCUUGUGCCUUGCGGAAGUGCUCAAGCAAACAUCGCGAAGCCGACAUCUGCGCAGGGAUAUCAGGAUGUCAACGGCGUGUGGCAAAGCUCUUUAGUUUGUCAAACAGGAUAUCAAUUGAAAGCGGAUGGAAAAUGUUAUCCACAGACUAACAAAACGUGCGGGCCUGGAUACUUUCUUAGCAUUGAUGAACUAUGCUAUCGUACGAAUCCUGAGCCUUGCCCGUUUGAAUCGACGACCACUACUACUACUACAACAACAACAACAGAGCCCACUACCACAACAACAGAGCCCACUAUCACAACGACAACAACAGAGCCCACUAUCACAACAACAACAACAGAGCCCACUACCACAACAACAACAACAGAGCCCACUACCACAACAACAACAACAACAGAGCCCACUACCACAACGACAACAACCACUGCGCCUCCCGUCAUUGCAGAACAGACUCGCUGUCCACCGGGAUCGAUUUACUUCGACUCGCAGUGCAGAAAAAUCGUCUGUUCGGAGGGUGAAUAUAAGGCUGGGCGUUGCAUUUCAUUGGCAUGCCCAGCGGGAACCGUGUGGUAUCAAAAACGCUGCCAACAACCGGGCUUUAUCACCACUAUCCUUGAGAUUGACAAUGUGAUCCACAAUGAGCACAAGUACUCAGUGACCAGUGAAAAUAUAAAUCGUGUGGAGUACAUUACAUCCGCACCCUAUGAUCCCGAUAACGACAAAAGCUAUGACUACAGUAUAGAUAACAUCGUAGCCACAACAACAACCAGACGUCCCUGGAUGUACCCCAGCUUGAGGCCAACUACGGAACAGUCGGUGGCCAAUGAAGUCUUUCCGGGCCGUCAGCCUCCACCGCAAUGCUGUUUUGUAAAGAGCCCUCGCAUCUGCAUCAACUAUGCCCCCAACUGGGUGUGCUCCAGCAAGGAGAAGAAGUUCUGCGAUUCCAGAGUCUGCACGGCCCCGGUGAUAUAUCUCAAGCCACCGAAGGUCGUAUAUGACGAAAACACGAAACGAGUGGUCAUGCCGCCCAAUCCUCCACUUGUGGCGUGCAGCACGCCGGAUUGCAAGGAGAGCGACGUUUUGGAUUGCUCCGGCUGCAAGGAUCACCAGCGGGAUAAGUGCUCGCCGGGCUGCUACAGUUACUACUGUCCCAACGGAAGCUGUGCCUUCAUGAAAACCGAGGACUUUUGUGGCAUUUAUCCUGGAGAAUUUGGUUGCAAUGCAAUGGACGGAUGUAUCUGGGAUUGGUGCAAUAAGAAGUGCUAUUAGCUAAAACAAUUUGUACUCUAUGCAACUUAAAUAUACGUACUUGAACUUAGACGUUAA
Messenger RNA from Drosophila mauritiana, 1428 nucleotides. RefSeq lists its product as uncharacterized. The coding region runs from base 55 to 1371 and encodes 438 amino acids. Lineage: Eukaryota; Metazoa; Arthropoda; Insecta; Diptera; Drosophilidae. The transcript is spliced from 5 exons. The record is from RefSeq and is a predicted model, not a curated record.